Scheffersomyces coipomensis is the source of this 468-nucleotide messenger RNA. Its product is annotated as peptide-methionine (R)-S-oxide reductase. Gene Ontology annotation, molecular function: peptide-methionine (R)-S-oxide reductase activity. NCBI's taxonomy places the organism in Eukaryota, Fungi, Ascomycota, Pichiomycetes, Serinales, Debaryomycetaceae. Bases 1 to 468 code for a protein of 155 amino acids. The transcript has a single exon. Gene Ontology annotation, biological process: protein repair; response to oxidative stress. The record is from RefSeq and is a predicted model, not a curated record.
AUGAUUAGAUCCCAGACCAUACGACGAACCAUUGUACAGUCCAUCAAUAGAACUACUAUCAGCAAACGUUUCAUCAUGUCUAAAUCAGAAGAAGAAUGGAGAGCCAUCUUAUCCCCACAACAAUUUCGUGUGUUAAGAGAAUCAGGUACUGAAACUCCUUAUAGUGGUGAAUAUACCAAGACACCAGCUACAGCUCAAGGGGUUUAUGAAUGUGUGGGAUGUCAUCAACCAUUGUAUAAAUCGCUGUCUAAAUUCAUUGCUCAUUGUGGUUGGCCUGCGUUUUAUGAAGCUAUACCAGGUUCAAUUACUGUUAAUAGAGAUACUAGUCAUGGAAUGGUAAGAGAAGAAAUGAGAUGUUCAAAUUGUAAUGGACAUUUAGGUCAUAUAUUUAAAGGUGAAGGAUAUGAUACUCCUACUGAUGCCAGACAUUGUGUUAAUAGUAUUUCUCUUAAAUUUAAUCCAAAAUGA